This is a messenger RNA of Fusarium subglutinans, 1395 nucleotides long. RefSeq lists its product as uncharacterized. Bases 1 to 1395 code for a protein of 464 amino acids. The record is from RefSeq and is a predicted model, not a curated record. Lineage: Eukaryota; Fungi; Ascomycota; Sordariomycetes; Hypocreales; Nectriaceae. The transcript has 4 exons.
AUGGACCUUGGUGUACCCUCUGCCUACGAGUCAUACUCGAACCGGCUCGACCCUCAUGACGAAGUCGACGAUGACUACGCCGCAAAGGAAUUCCUAGCCGUCUCCGACCAACAUGUUCUCCUCAGGAGGCGCCGUGCGCGGAAUAAACGUCGGGGUGCUUUUGAUACCGUCAGACUCUGCCUCCGCAUCUUGAUCCUCUUACUCGAUCUGAGUAUUCUGAGUUUACUUAUCCAUGGAGUUAAUACUUGGGAUAUAACAUAUAACUCUGUGGAUAGAAACGAGGAUGGCUGGGGAACUCAACGGGCUUUGGUUAACAUGUUCUCGACCUGGUUAAUGCUAGCAAUUGCAGUUUUUGCAUCCUUUGUCCAGAUAAUAGCUUUAGCAACUCAUCUCAGUCUUCCCCAAUCCUUGCGCGAUGGCUGGGUACAUACCGUUGCCGUGCUGGCCAGCUCUGGUACUGUGAUUGCAGCCUGGGUUAUCGCAACUAUUUACUUCAUUGUCGACAAAGAAGUGCUUCAGGGUGACUGGGACCUAUGGUCUUGGUCAUGCCAGAGCAGGUCCCGGCACAGCUCUGGCCCUUGGGUAACUCUGUGCAUAGAAAUGAUGUCUACCUCCAAAGCUACAGAAACGACCGAAAAGGUCUCCGACCUCCCCCCAUCAUUCCAAGAAACAAUGGCCUCAUCACCACCCAUCUUCCAAACCCAAUUCGCCUGCAUGACCUUCAACAUGUUCGACCGCAUUCGUCUCAUUAACUUCACGGAAGCAGAAGUAUCAGCCAUCAAAGAAGUCGUCGCAGCCCGGUGGUCACCGGGUCUUUCACAUGUGCAACCCUACGGGGAGUCAAUGGAAUUUAGGCUUCGUGGAAGACCUUGGCUACAUAGAUGUGAUGGGAACGAUAACUCGAGGAGACUAAUGCUGAGAAUUCUGGAGAAGUUGUUUGAUAUGGGUUGGGUGUUGCAGGGAGCUAUGGAGAUUACGCUCAAGUCUGAGAGUAAAGAUUCACUUAUAUUCCGAAAACAAGAUCCCAUCCCACCACCAUGCGACUGGAUCUGUAUAUCCUUCGACAACAGCGAUAAACUAAAGAUCGUAGACUCACCACCCAAAGACCUCACAGACGCAAUCCUUCAAACAUUUGGUCGUGAUGUAAGACGUAAAGAAAUCACAUCUGACCGCGUCAAGAUACAUCUUGCAAACACGCCGUGGAAUCCUUCAGGGACAGAUACUGUUCAGACGAGGAUCAUACUGCUAAAGUUGAUUGAGACAUUGGAGAGAUGUGGUUUCACAAUUUAUGCUACGAUUGGGUCGAAGGGCGAGGAUGAGGAGGGUGCGCAAGAUUUGUUGGUUUGCCAGAGGGUGAAGGGUUGGAUUCCUGGGGCGCCCAUAUGGCACCGGUAG